Messenger RNA from Sphaerulina musiva SO2202, 2398 nucleotides. RefSeq lists its product as uncharacterized. The record is from RefSeq and is a predicted model, not a curated record. Gene Ontology annotation, molecular function: protein binding. The coding region runs from base 56 to 1696 and encodes 546 amino acids. The transcript has a single exon. NCBI's taxonomy places the organism in Eukaryota, Fungi, Ascomycota, Dothideomycetes, Mycosphaerellales, Mycosphaerellaceae.
CGAUGGCGCUCAAAAAGAGGCUGAGAAGCUACGGAAUGUGCGAGUCGAUUUCGACAUGGAGCCGGAAGAAACGCGCUUUCUGUACGGGCGACUUCGUUCGUAUGCUGCGCGAGGAAAGACACACUGGUGUCAGGAGAUUGCUGAAUAUCUCGUGACGGCACGAAGAGAGCGGCCAAAUCUACAGCUGUACAACGCUCUGAUCUUAAGCAAUAUUCACAAUGAGUUUGGUGCGGCCUGGAGGGUCCAUGAUCUGCUGGAUGAGAUGCGGAAGGACGGCAUGUCGCCAGAUGUCGGGACAUGUCACGCCGUGCUGAAGGUGCUGAGCGUCCAUCUCGAUCACCUGCUCCGGACGGAAAUCCUCGACUAUAUGCACAAAAGAUGGUUACAGAUUACGGAAGAAGGCUGGCACGAUAUGGUUGCUGGAAUGCUGCGAGAGGGUCUCUUCGAGCAGGCACUCGAGAGGUUGGACAAGAUGAGACGGGCGCAAAUGCAGAUUGAGCCAUGGUUACAUGAUAUGGCGGUGUUCAUGCUGUGCGAUGCUGGCGAGAUCGAGGAGGCGUUUCGAAUCAUGCGAACGCGAUACGAUGCCGGAGAGGUGGCGUUACGACAAGCAGUAUGGUCAUAUUUGCUCGAUAAGGGCAGCGAAGCUCGACAUUAUCAUGCUACGUCCUUGGUGUGGAUGAGCCAGGUCAACCAAGGCUACCUCAAUCCAUCAUCUGGAACAUGCUUGAACAUACUUGCGACAGCAGCUCAGGCCGGCGAUGCUGCAAUGGCCACCGAAGUCUUCACCCAUCUGAGCAAAAGAGGGACUGCAUUCAAGCCCAUUCACUUUGAACUGUUGAUCACGGCCUACCUCUCCGCCAACCCACCUGACCUCGGACGUGCAAUCAGUAUCCUCACCAUCAUGCCACUCGAGAAGAUGGAGCCGACGAUAGCCCAAACCAGGGAGAUUUUCCUCUAUCUCAAAGACAAACCCGCUUUGAUCAAACAGGCGUUAAUCACUCUCCAAGAAUUGCAUGCCCAGGAUCGGAAGAUAUCCAUCACCAUUCUCAAUCUCCUCAUCGAAUGUUACGUUGAGCAAAAGAACCUGCCGGAGGCCUUGAAAGUGUACAAGCUGAUACACACGUUUGCACCUCUUGGCUACGGAGCGCAAAAAUCUUUUGCCAACAUUGAGACUUUCAAUCUUCUGCUCAAAGGCUGUCGGGUCACCCACCCGCCCGAUGAGCGGCAAGCCUCCUUCCUCGUAUCGGAACUUCUCGCACUACGUGUGACACCGACAGCAAUGACCUACGACCGACUCAUCCUCUGUUUCGUUGAAGCUGCCAAAUACGCGCUGGGCAGAUGUCGAGAGAUGACGGAUCCCGAACAGAUGCAGGCCGAGCAUAGCAGAGCAGUGGAGCUUGUGGAUUGGUCUUUUCGUCAUUUUGCAGAUAUGCAGCCACUGGGCUGGAUGCCUCGAUACGGCACACUGGAGCUCCUCGCGGUACAGCUCGCAUAUGUUGGGGAUGAUCGUUGCUGGGAUGUCCUCCAGGCUGCUGAGGACCAAAGCGAAAAGGUGGAAGGGUUUGAGCAGAAGGGCCAUUUUGCGAGAAGGAGUGUCGAGAAUGCAUGGGAAACUUGUCACAGAGCACAGAAAGCACAGCCUGGUACAUCUGAGGAAGAUAGCGACGUGGCAGCGAUCUCGGCUUGGUCAUGAGCGGCGCCAUACGUUCAGCCUACAGUCAGAGAUGCAUCCUACCUGAAUACCUCUCGGCUCUCGAUUCAUCAUGCAGGCUGUACUGUAUAAUGGGACUGAUAGGGAGACUCAUUCUCCACAGGCCAUGCUUGGCAACACAUGCUACUUCUGAUUCGCGAGUUCGGCACUUGCAUCAAAGUGCUGUCCGAUGCGAUGGGGACCAUGGGCAUGGGGUAUGGUUAUCCACCCCUGAUCCAUGUCCUGACCAACCCGAUCAGCACUGUUGGCAGAAGACAUCAGCCGGCCAAUCACAGCGUGACGAACCUCGUUCCCCCCAGAGCAUUAUCGGCGUCAGCUCUCGCGACAGUUGAGAUUCUCUUAUCGAAGCCUGCUGAUUUGAAGCUCUCCUCUGCAGACCUUGCCAACGGCCAGAUGUUGCAUGUCGGCCGCGGCCAGCAGACCCGGAUUGCGGGAGCGAGAGAGGGAGAGAUAGGGAGCAUAGACUACUGCCCGUGCUACUGGUGGAGUGAAGGAUGGAUGCCUGCUGAGAAGUUAGAAGCAUGCCGUCGGAGUGGAAGAUGCUUGUUCGAGCUUGUGAUGGGAACGGUACAUGCAGGGUAUAACUGCGUUUGUUGUACUCUAGAGAGAUAGAGAACGACUGUUCGCUUUUUGCACGCGACAGCCAUGUGCUCUCCUCCUUUUAUUCCUGCUGGGUAGACCAUG